AUGCCACGAACAGCCCUCUUCGCAAUCGACAUCCAAGUCGAAUUAGCGCAAAACGCAGCGACCGAAAUACCACAUGCGGAGCGCAUUCGAGGAGCUGGAACGACUAUCCUACAACGAGCGCGUCAAGCCAUUGACACGGCGUGCGAACAGGGCCGAGAACCAGAUAUAGAGAUCGUAUUUGUGCAGCAUGAGGAAAGUGCUGAGAAAGGACCGCUGGUGAAAGGGAGUAAGGCGUGGGAGUUGGUGUUCAAGCCACGAGACGAUAAUAAAUGGGAACGACUGGUAGAGAAGGAUGUCCCCGCUAGGUUUAAUGUCAUCUUGUUACAAGGUGCACACUCUACUUACGACUACAACGACAAGACAGCCAGGGAGGUUGAGAUAGACGUGGAGUUGAUGCUCGAGAGCGCGGGCGCUGAGGUGGAAGGCUGGAAGGUGUGGAAACCGGUGGCUUGA
Messenger RNA from Alternaria viburni, 453 nucleotides. RefSeq lists its product as uncharacterized. The record is from RefSeq and is a predicted model, not a curated record. Lineage: Eukaryota; Fungi; Ascomycota; Dothideomycetes; Pleosporales; Pleosporaceae. The transcript is spliced from 2 exons. Bases 1 to 453 code for a protein of 150 amino acids.